Symphalangus syndactylus (siamang) is the source of this 3684-nucleotide messenger RNA. RefSeq names its product zinc finger protein 532-like. The record is from RefSeq and is a predicted model, not a curated record. NCBI's taxonomy places the organism in Eukaryota, Metazoa, Chordata, Mammalia, Primates, Hylobatidae.
AUGGGUAUACAGAGAGAAAGAGGAGACACUCCAGGAAGACCUGCAGGUGGGGAGUACCAGGUUGAAACCAAGGGCACCUUCCUGGAGGAGCUGCUGUUUGAGCCAGCUUUGAGAACAGGUGGGGACAGGACUGGAGAGGAGGAGGGGGUCCCCUAUGAGCACAGACUGGCCACCACCCCAUCUAACACCCCCACAGCGCCUCUGUGGCAUCCCUGUCCAGUCCCUGUCACCACCCAGUUUUUCCCUCUGGACCCAGGAAUUCAAAGUAAGCAAGGAGGUCCGCUGCUCCAGUUGGCUGCAAAUAAUUACAACUUUGAGCCCAAGCAGCACUUUGGGUCCUGGUUUGGGACCAUGAAGCGGCUCGGUGAGACUGAGAGCUACAACCUGUCAUGCCAGCUGGAGGCUCCAUCCCAGUUGGCUGGGAGCACAAAGGCCAGGAAGAUAGACAUCACCCACCACAGGGGCCAGUCGGGGCCUGAACCAGGGCGGACAGAGGUUGGCUGCCUUGGGCUAUGGCUGUAUCACAGAGAUUCCGUUUAUUUGACUGUAUAUGAAAUUCUUGGCCUCCUCGGCAUUGCGCCAUCAAAGACAAAGUUGUCCUCCCACUUCUCGUCCUGCAUUGCUGCCAUCACAGCUCUCAGCACUAAAAAGGGCUCAGACUCCUCCAAAGAACAAGUGGCCAAUUCGAGGGAAUCCUCCCCGUUACCAAAAGAAGUAAACGACCGUCUGAGAGCCGCUGCCAAGUCUCCUGAAUCCCAGAAUCUCAUCGACGGCACAAAAAAACCAUCCCUAAAGCAACCAGAUAGUCCCAGAAACAUCUCAAGUGAGAACAGCAGCAAGGGAACCCAGUCCUCUCCUGCAGGAUCCACACCAGCAAUCCCCAAAGUCCACAUAAAAACCAUUAAGACAUCUUCUGGGGAAAUCAAGAGAACAGUGACCAGGGUAUUGCCAGAAGUGGAUCUUGACUCUGAGAAGAAACCUUCUGAGCAGAUGGCUUCUGUGAUGGCCUCUGUGACAUCCCUUCUGUUGCCUCCAGCAUCAGCCACCGCCGUUUCCUCUCCCCACAGGGUGCCUCUCCAGUCUGCAAUGGUGACCAAUGCAGUUUCCCCUGCAGAGCCCACCCCUAAACAGGUCACAAUCAAGCCUGCGGCUACUGCUUUCCUCCCAGUGUCUGCUGUGAAGACAGCAGGAUCCCAAGUCAUUAAUUUGAAGCUCGCUAACAACACCACGGUGAAAACCACGGUCAUACCUAAUGCCUCUGUCCAGAGUGCCAGCAGCACCAUCGUUAAAGCUGCCAAUGCCAUCCAGCAGCAAACUGUCAUGAUGCCAGCAUCCAGCCUGGCCAAUGCCAAACUUGUGCCAAAGACUGUGCACCUUGCCAACCUUAACUUUCUGCCUCGGGGUGCCCAGGCCACCUCUGAACUCCGCCAAGUGCUAACCAAAACUCAGCAACAAAUAAAGCAGGCAAUAAUCAAUGCAGCAGCCUCACAACCCCCCAAGAAGGUGUCUCAAGUCCAGGUGGUGUCGUCCUUGCAGAAUUCUGUGGUUGAAACUUUCAACAAGGUGCUGAGCAGUGUCAAUCCAGUCCCUGUUUACAUCCUAAACCUCAGUCCUCCUGCCAAUGCAGGGAUCACAUUACUGAUGCAUGGGUACAAGUGCUUGGAGUGUAGGGACUCCUUUGCACUGAAGAGUCUGACCUAGCACUACGACAGAUGGAGCACGUGCAUCGAAGUAACAUGCAACCAUUGUACAAAGAACCUCGUUUUUUACAACAAAUGCAGCCUCCUUUCCCAUGCCCGUGGGCAUAAGGAGAAAGGGGUGGUAAUGCAAUGUUCCUACUCAAUUUUAAAGCCAGUCCCAGCAGGUCAAAUGACAGUUUCUCCAUCAAGCAAUACUUCUUCUUCAUCUUCCACUCUUCAGAACCCUGUGAGAGCUGGCAUACACACUGUCACAAAAAUUCAGUCUGGCAUAACUGGGACAGUCAUAUUGGCUCCUUCAAGCACUCCCAGCACCACAGCCAUGCCCCUAGAUGAAGACCCCUCCAAACUGCGUAGACAUAAUCUAAAAUGUUUGGAGUGUAAUGAAAUCUUCCAGGACAAGACAUUACUGGCUACACUUUUCCAGCAGGCUGCAGAUAUGAGUGGACAAAAGACUUGUACUAUCUGUCAGAUGCUGCUUCCUAAUCAGUAAAGAAUCCAUCAGCACAAAUCUCCCUACACCUGCCCUGAGUGCAGGGCCAUCUGCAGGUUGGUGCACUUCCAGACCCACGUCACCAAGAACUGUCUACACUACACAAGGAGAGUUGGUUUUUGACGUGUACAUUGCAAUGUUGUGUACUCUGAUGUGGCUGCUCUGAAGUCUCGCAUUCAAGGUUCUCACUGUGAAGUCUUCUACAAGUGUCCUAUUUGUCCAAUGGCGUUUAAGUCCGCCCCAAGCACACAUUCCCACACCUACACACAGCAUCCUGGCAUCAAGAUAGGAGAACCAAAAAUAAUAUGUAAGUGUUCCAUGUGCAACACUGUGUUCACCCUGCAAACCUUGCUGUAUCGCCACUUUGACCAACACAUUGAAAACCAGAAGAUGUCUGUUUUCAAGUGUCUAGACUGUUCUCUUUUAUAUGCACAGAAGCAACUUACGAUGGACCAUAUCAAGUCUAUGCAUGGGACAUUGAAAAGUAUUGAAGGGCGCUUGGGUGUAAACUUGCUUUUGAGCAUUAAGCCUGCAACUUAUAAUUCAGCAUAUCAGAACAAAGAGGACAGCAAAUCCAUGAAUGGGAAAGAGAAAUUGGAAAAGAAAUCUCCAUCUCCUUUGAAAAAAUCAAUGGAAACCAAGAAAGUGGCCAGUCCUGGGUGGAUGUGUUGGUAGUGUGACCGCCUGUUCAUGCAGAGAGAUGUGUACAUAUCCCACGUGAGGAAGGAGCAUGGGAAGCAAAUGAAGAAACACCCCUGCCGCCAGCGUGACAAGCCUUUCAGCUCGUCCCACAGCCUGUGCUGGCACAACCGGAUCAAGCACAAAGGCAUCAGGAAAGUGUAUGCCUGCUCACACUGCCCAGACUCCAGAGGUACCUUUACCAAACGGUUGAUGCUGGAGAAGCAUGUCCAGCUGAUGCAUGGCAUCAGCGACCCUGACCUGAAAGAAAUGACAGACGCCACCAAUGAGGAGGAAACAGAAAUAAAAGAAGAUGCCAAGGUCCCCAGCCCCAAGUGGAAGUUGAAAGAACCGGUUCUGGAGUUCAGGCCUCCCAGAGGAGCAAUCACUCAACCACUGAAAAAGCUGAAAAUCAAUGUUUUUAAGGUUCACAAGUGUGCCAUGUGUCGCUUCACCACCGAAAACCUGCUGCAGUUCCACGAACACAUCCCUCAGCACAAAUCGGAUGGUUCUUCCUACCAGUGCCGGGAGUGUGGCCUCUGCUAUAUGUCUCACGUCUCUCUGUCCAGGCACCUCUUUGUUGUACACAAGUUAAAGGAACCUCAGCCAGUGUCCAAGCAAAAUGGAGCUAGGGAAGAUAACCAACAGGAGAACAAACCCAGUCAUGAGGACGAAUCUCCCAAUGGUGUCAUGUCAGACAGAACGUGCAAAAUGUGCACAAAAACUUUUGAAACUGAAGCUGCCUUAAACACACACAUGCAGACACAUGGUAUGGCCUUCAUCAAAUCCAAAAGGAUGAGCUCAGACGAGAAAUAG